UGCACACCACAAUCAAUCCCCUUCCCCACCACACCAGUCAGUCGACUCGACUCGACUCUCUCCUUCCCAGAACUGAAACCCCCCAAAUCCGCAGCACUUGCCCUAUCCACCUCGAUUCCCUUCCUCCCGUAGCGGCGCCGGCAGCGGCGCGUUGAAGGCGAAGGCGGCGACGCCAUGGGCGGGGUCGGUGACGGCGAUGCGUGGGCGGAUCAGGAGCAGGGCAACGGCGGGGGCAGCCGCGGCGGCGGCGGCGGGGAGGCCAAGCGGUCGGAGAUCUACACCUACGAGGCCGGCUGGCACAUCUACGCCAUGAACUGGAGCGUGCGCCGCGACAGGAAGUACCGCCUCGCCAUCGCCAGCCUCCUCGAGCUCCCCAACCGCGUCGAGGUCGUCCAGCUCGACGAGGCCUCGGGCGACAUCGCCCCCGUCCUCGCCUUCGACCACCAGUACCCGCCCACCAAGACCAUGUUCAUCCCGGACCCGCACGCGAUCCGCCCCGACCUCCUCGCCACCGCCGACCACCUCCGCAUCUGGCGCAUCCCGUCCGCUGACGACGCCGACGCCGCCGCCAACAACAACAACAACUCCGGCUCCGUCCGCUGCAACGGCGCCCCGCAGCCGGGCGUCGAGCUCCGCUGCGAGCUCAACGGCAACCGCAACAGCGACUACUGCGGCCCGCUCACCUCCUUCGACUGGAACGACGCCGACCCGCGCCGCAUCGGCACCUCCUCCAUCGACACCACCUGCACAAUCUGGGACGUCGAGCGCGAGGCCGUCGACACCCAGCUCAUCGCCCACGACAAGGAGGUCUAUGACAUCGCCUGGGGAGGCGCGGGGGUCUUCGCAUCCGUCUCCGCCGACGGCUCUGUCCGUGUCUUUGACCUCCGGGACAAGGAGCAUUCCACAAUCAUCUACGAGUCUGGUUCAGGUGGCGGUGGCGGUGGUGGCUCCAAUUCGGGUGCUGGAGAUGGCGGAGCUGCGUCACCGACACCGCUCGUCAGGCUGGGAUGGAACAAGCAAGACCCGAGGUACAUGGCCACCAUCAUCAUGGACAGUCCCAAGGUGGUCGUGCUUGAUAUCCGCUACCCGACACUGCCAGUGGUAGAGCUGCACCGUCACCAUGCACCUGUCAAUGCCAUCGCGUGGGCGCCACACUCUUCUUGCCACAUCUGCACAGCUGGGGAUGACAUGCAGGCGCUGAUAUGGGACCUAUCGUCAAUGGGCACUGGGAGCAACGGCGGCAACAAUGGAAAUGGUAACGCUGCCGCAGCUGCAGCAGCAGAGGGCGGUCUUGAUCCCAUUUUGGCAUAUACGGCAGGGGCAGAGAUUGAGCAGCUGCAGUGGUCCGCAACCCAGCCUGACUGGGUUGCUAUUGCAUUUGCCAAUAAGCUUCAGAUUCUCAGGGUCUGAUUGCCUAAUUCCACCUGUUUCACUGAGAAGAGUUAAGAAAAUGGGGGCAAACUUGGAUGAUAAGGUUAGACUAUGGGAAGAAAUAAUCCUGCAAUUGCUUUAGUGUUGCUUAUCUAUGCUGUGCACAACUGAUAUUCAUGGCGGGUUGUUUCUAGUGAUAGAACAGAAGAUUUGCUAGUUAGAAGCUCCAAUUGGCAAUGAACCUUGUUUUUAGGUUAAAGUAGCAGCUCUGGUGUUAGUGUUGGUGAUAAUGGGAACUGAAGCUAGUUUGCUCAUUGUGCUAGAAUGUUCAUCUGCUCAGUAGCAUGUAGAUUCACAGCUUAACUUGCUCGUUGAACUUGCGAUGGUCAUAUGUGCCCAAUAAUGCUAUAACUGAUGAGCUUUCUUGUGCGUGUUGUUAUUUGAGUUUUGUGGAUUUCAAAUGUGUAUGUGUUAUCGUGCCAUGAUUAUGGUAGGUUAUAUCUGUUUCUGGUUAUUAAACCUAAUCGCCAGAUGAUUUGCUAGUUGUUUCUGGGUUUUUAGAGUACGUAGCUGUGCCAGAUUUUGUCUUGGAAAUAAUUCGAAUUUGGCAAUGUGCCUCAGUUGUUCUUUGUGCUAGAAUGUUCUGCUUGGUAGCAUUUAGAUGGUGAAUAGCUCUUUAAGUUGCUUAUUGUAAUUUGGCACUGCAGCUAAGUUGCUUAUUGACAUUAGUAAGCUAUGAUCUGGGUUGUGUUGAUAUAUUAUUUCACUUUAAUGGAUUUCUUGUGUUGGUUGCAUUAAUGAUGAUACAUGCAAACCUGUAGCUACAGUUUGUCUCCACAUGUUAUAUCUCUCUCCUUUUGGAUUCAUUUGCAUCCUAUAGAAUAUCUCUUUGAUUUUGUUGUCCAAAAUGCUGGUGUGGGCAGAUUUGAUAAAACCUUGCAUGCAAUAUUUAGCACAUAGCUUGUGCUGAGUUACCAUAGCACGUUUUGUUGCUGUGCUAAAGGAUUAGGAAUUUCUAUUUCCAAAGAAUAAUGGUGUAACAAAGAUGCGUGCAUAUAAAUACAUGUUACAAGUUUCAUUCUAGGUAUUUUCUUUGUUUACCUUUAGUUGCUGCUUCGUGGGUUCCUUCCUUUGCUGAAUUUUGUUAAGUGAGUGUUUAGUGUUUACCGCUGGGAUGGAUAGGAAGGCAUGCAUAUGAAAUGUGAGCAAAGCAGCCAACUUCCCUUGUUGCAUGACCUGACACAGGGCUCUUGUCAAAAUUCUUCUAUCACUAGCCAGAUGUCUGGAACUUUCCACAUAGAAAUGUCUCUUUGAGUCUUUGUUAUGAGCUGCAGUUACACACAGGAUAACAAGGGGGGCAUAGGGAUAAGUUAUCCUACUCAUAAAAAGAAACCAUAUGCCCCCCUUUUCUAUAAAUUCGCAAAGUUUAUUUGUGUUAUUCUUCUUGUGAAGUUCGCAUAACUUAUCCCUAUGCCCCCCCUUUUCUAUGGUUUCUUUCUAUAGGCUUUUGGGGGUGAUCUAUCUUGUACUGGUGUACAUCAGCCGCCAGAAUACCUUUGUAUCUGGUUCUACUUUAUAGUUUAUAUACCCUCGGACUGCAUGUACAUUUGAUGGGAGAAUCAGAUUAAGGCUGUUCCUUUUUCUUGGAUCAUCCAAGUAUCCAGCAGCUACAGCCAUCCUACUUUUGAUUGAGGGAUAUUCUGAAAACAAAAGAAGAUGCAACAAUACCUUUGUAUCUGGUUCUACUUUAUAGUUUAUAUACCCAUGGUUGCAUACCUGCAACUAAAGUUUCUUCA
Messenger RNA from Setaria italica (foxtail millet), 3167 nucleotides. RefSeq names its product WD repeat-containing protein LWD1-like. The record is from RefSeq and is a predicted model, not a curated record. Gene Ontology annotation, molecular function: protein binding. Gene Ontology annotation, cellular component: nucleus. Lineage: Eukaryota; Viridiplantae; Streptophyta; Magnoliopsida; Poales; Poaceae.